Molecule: messenger RNA, 1710 nt
Organism: Dentiscutata erythropus
Lineage: Eukaryota; Fungi; Glomeromycota; Glomeromycetes; Diversisporales; Gigasporaceae
Source: the annotation of a GenBank genome assembly
AUGAACAAGGAAUAUGAGGCAUUUAUUAAUCGAGUUUUAACACAAGUUUUGUUUGUACGAGAAUCAAAACAAUGUGCUCGUAUGUCUGUCAGCAUUGCUGAAUCGGCUACCGAUGAAGCUAAAAAACGCCAAGAAUCGAAAAACGUGCUGCAGGAGCUCCUCGGAGACUAUAGCGAAAGCGAUGACGAGAAAGAUGAAGAAGAGGCACAGAUCGAGAAUCCAUCAAAGGGGCAAUCACAACCGGAUUCUUUCAGCUCUUCAAAUAAUCAAUCAGACAUUCAGAAACCUUCAUCAGAUUCCCACCUGCCAACAACUUCUCAGUUUAAUUCUGAACAUUCGAUCGAGAUGGAUCAAUCUGAGGAAAGCAUCGAAGCGGCAUUAAAAAACUUUUUGUCCGAAAUCAAUGCGUUACCUAUUACUUCUAUCGAUAAAAAUCCUACUUUGGAAAAAACCAGUGAAAAAUCUUCUAAAAAUAUUGUACCAACGGAAAAAGAUCAAAUUGUUUCACAGCUCUCACAUUCAGAAGGUGAUUGGCAACGGCAUUUUCAUCAAGAGGAAAAACGUUACUAUUAUUUCAAUAGUAGAACUGGUGAAACAUGUUGGGAUCUUGAUACACAAACUAAUGUUUUGGGAGCUUCUUUAAUGUCACGUUCAGAUGAAGAAGCAAAUAAUUUGAAUUCAUCACCUAAAGAAGACUCUAAUCGAGAAGUUGAUGUUCACUUUAAUCAAAUGAAUACCAUUGAUGAUAUCGACAAUGUUACAUCCAUGCGUCCUCCUUCAUCAGAUUCGCCAUUGCAUAUUCGCUCAAGAGAUGCCUACGACCGUUUAUCUAUCAUUACACCUAUGACAACACACUUGAGGCUUGAAAGGCAUCAAAUUGAAUUCGCCACCAGACUACAUGAUUGGCAAGUUGGUGCGUUGAAUUCAUAUUAUUUUGAAAAAGUUAUUUUGGAAGGAUUGGAAAUGUUGAUACGAAGCAUUGAAGAGCAGAUAUCACCAACUGGCUGGUUAUGCAAAUGGAAAUCUGAUUCAAAGACAUAUAUCUGGAUGCACAUUCAGUCGAAUCAAGUUUCCCUUACGUAUCCAAGUCCUGAAUUGAUUGCAAGUCUUAACACUCAUUCGUUGGUUGUAAAUAACCAAGAAUGUUCUACAGCGGGAUCAGAUUCUUCGCCCAUGAUAAAUUUAAUGCAAUCAUCACAGCACAGUACUACUACUUUGCAACCUACGAGCGUUUCGAAAACGCAAAAUAAUUCAUUUUUACAGCCGUUAUUUCAGUCACAAGUUACACCACCGCCCCCGCCUUUACCACCUCCACCUCCAUUGCCGAAAGUUGAAAGUUGGAAUGAAGUUAUCGAUACAAAACCAGAAUCUUCAGAUGACGGGAUUGGUUCUCCCCCCCGUUCUCAAACAUCAAGUUUACCAAGUGUGUCUCAUUCACACGAAAAAAAGAGAAAGAAAGAUAAAGAGCUUGUAACUUCCGGUUUUAAGAAUAAAAAGAUGGCGACACUUGUUGAAAAAUGGAAAGCUGCGGAAGAUUUCCUUGCAAAUACUGAUUGGGAAGAGGUCACAAGGCAACAACAUGGAUCUUCCUCCAUUAAUCCUGAAGCUUGGAUCAGAGAACAGAUUGAAUCUGGCGAAGCUGCUAACAAUCCUAAUUUCGAACCUAUUAAGGGUGACUGGCGACAAAAAAUCAGAAGCAAGAAGUCUUAA